AUGGCAUCGGUGCUGGCCGGCCGGAGUGUUACUUCGCCAUCGCCGACGGGGCUCAGGCUGGCUAGACCGCGGCGGAUGGGGUCUUGGCGUGGUCCCUUGCCGCCGCGCAGGAUGACGCCGGCGCCGGUCUUCAGCCAAUUCCUGGAGAGGGCCAACAUGAUACCUGCUUCCUCCGGUCCAGCUGCCUCACCGAUGAUGUCAAUAUGCCCGGGAUCGAUGGAUGCGGAUGCAGAUGUUCCGGAGACGAGAUCUCAGCCAAUUCAAAUGCGAGCGGCCUCGGAUCCCGGGCCCAUGCAAAGGGAAUUGGGCCAAGUUUUUUCUUGGGCCUACCUCAGAUGUCGCAUGAGGGUUCUAUGGGAAGGGUUCCCGACGUCCAUCGCACCAACAUCGAUCGCAGAGGUCGCCUCCCACUCGCCGCCUCUGCCUCCUGAUCAACCUGGCGUCACCGGGGCCGCUCGAUCCUACGCCGUAGUCACGGCAGCGCCGCUGCGUCCCAUGGCGGGCGCGCCUCCUCCUUCGACACGGGGUGCAGGAGCGCCUGUUCCUCAUGGCCCUCUGGUUGCGGGGGAAACUGCCUCUUUGGCUCGCCCUCAGGCUCCGACACAGGGGUUCACCAGCCCUCCCCCGAUGCAGCAGCAGCGUGGACCGGCGCCGCCCUACAUCCAUGGUGGAAGCCAGCCCUAUGCUUAUGCUCACCCUGGGCAGUACAACUCACCCUACGGUCCGGCCGUCGCCGGAGGGUCGGUUCCUAUGUAUGGGGCUCCACCACCACCGGGGGUGACCGCUCCCCCGCAAUUCCAUCCCCGGGGGGCCGUGGCUUAG
Aegilops tauschii subsp. strangulata is the source of this 822-nucleotide messenger RNA. The record is from RefSeq and is a predicted model, not a curated record. NCBI's taxonomy places the organism in Eukaryota, Viridiplantae, Streptophyta, Magnoliopsida, Poales, Poaceae.